UCACCAUCAUCAACUAAUAUAGAAUUUUAGAUCAAUAUACUUCCAAGGUAUUUAUUAUUCAUGUGACAGCGGGAUUUCUAAAUUUAUUCGAUAUACUUUCUCAAGUUAUACCAAAUCUAUCUUCACCUAUUAACCCACUAUAUCUCUAUGUGAAUUUAAAUAGAUAAAGACGCAUUAUGUUCUAUGAAAUUCCCUAGUUUACGUGGAAAAUUUAAGUCCACUUAUCACUAAUGCUGCACAAAUCACGUUGGUCCAUCUCUGGCUUUCAUUCAAUUCAUGGUAUAUAUUACUAAAAGCUAUUGCAUAAAAUCUCCUCUCGGUCUCAAUUAUGCUCUUAAAAUCAGUUUUAAUGGUGGCCAAUCAUAAAAAAGCAUUAAGAACAAUAAUAUAUACUCAACAUGAAAUAAUAACCCUUGAAAAUAUAAAAAUCAUAAAAUUCUAUAUUAAAUUGAUCAGGCUACAUCGUAGCCUUAGAUGGCAAAAUUAGUUCAUACUAAACCUGAUAAAAUCUGAGAUUAAAUUGAUGAACCACAAUUCCAUAUCCAAACAAAGGAAAAAUAAGUCUAACUCCGAUCGGUGGCCUGAAGUGUUGCGCUUGUCCCUUUGUUUUGGAUUGAAGUGUCCAGCGGCUGCCCUUGCGUCUGCCGUCACCCACACAGAAUCUGCGCAAGCUUCUGCCUCAAACUCGCCUCAAAGCUCUCUGCCGUCUGCUUCCCUUUUUUCUCCCGUCACUCCACACGGAAGUCUCCAGCGGCUGCCCCUUUUUAUAUUCAAUAAUGUGCUCUGCCUUUUAAAACUCCGUGUGCCCUUUCUCUUUUUAAAGACCAUCUUUAUCUCCUUGUGGAGAUAAAGCCCACAAUGUCUCCACGUGUAUGCAGAGGAGAAAUUAAAUUCUGAUCUUUAAA
Messenger RNA from Rubroshorea leprosula, 905 nucleotides. NCBI's taxonomy places the organism in Eukaryota, Viridiplantae, Streptophyta, Magnoliopsida, Malvales, Dipterocarpaceae. The record is from the annotation of a GenBank genome assembly.